This is a messenger RNA of Trematosphaeria pertusa, 800 nucleotides long. RefSeq lists its product as uncharacterized. Lineage: Eukaryota; Fungi; Ascomycota; Dothideomycetes; Pleosporales; Trematosphaeriaceae. The transcript has a single exon. The coding region runs from base 122 to 715 and encodes 197 amino acids. The record is from RefSeq and is a predicted model, not a curated record.
GGUGGGUCUAUGAGUAUAUGAGGACUCUCAACCUACUUUCGAAUUCCCAUUUUCUUUAACUUCAUAUUCCGCCGAUCGCGAACCAUCCCUUCCUACGUUCUUCGCUUUACAAGCCUCCAGCAUGGCUUCAUUCCUCAGCCUCGUCCCCAUCUUCCUUAUCUUCUCCCCCCUCGCCGCCGCUCUAACAACCUCGCCCCUCCCGACCGCAUCACCAACAUGCCCUCCAGGCUUCACGCCCGAUUACCGCAACAUGUGUCAACCAGUCAGCUCGACCACAAGCAAUAUCUCCACGCUCUCCUGCCCACCAGGUUACACGCCGGACUACCGCGGCUACUCGUACUGCCGUUUCACCGGGACCCCCACACCCUCUUCGUCAACUUGUUCCCCCGGUUUCACACUAGACUACCGCGGCCGCUGCGUCACCAUGCCACCCGCGACGUCCACCUCUGUGAUCGGGACGUGCAGCCCGGGUUGGACGACGAAUUACAGGGGCUAUUGCGUUCCACCUGUUACGACAUCGACCUCGGGGUGUCCUGUUGGUUGGGCCACAAGCACAAUGUGUGUUCCACCCCCGACCACGCCAAGCUGCCCUGAGGGAUGGAGCACGAAUUACCGCGGCUUGUGCGUUCCGCCGGCUACUACGUCGGCGACGAGUUCGGCUUGUCCGAGCGGGUAUUAUUGGAAUUAUCGCGGGUUUUGCUCGCCGUUGAAGUGAGAUGGUGCGAGUGGAAUCAGGAGUACAGGGUAUGAGAGCGCAGCUCUCCUCUCAUUCUACGGUUCCUUUGGGCAAAAGCACUUGG